Messenger RNA from Desarmillaria tabescens, 366 nucleotides. Its product is annotated as ribosomal protein S12/S23. The transcript is spliced from 5 exons. The record is from RefSeq and is a predicted model, not a curated record. NCBI's taxonomy places the organism in Eukaryota, Fungi, Basidiomycota, Agaricomycetes, Agaricales, Physalacriaceae. Bases 1 to 366 code for a protein of 121 amino acids. Gene Ontology annotation, biological process: translation. Gene Ontology annotation, molecular function: structural constituent of ribosome. Gene Ontology annotation, cellular component: cytosolic small ribosomal subunit; ribosome.
AUGGGCUCUAAUAAACCUCGAGGACUUCAGGCAGCUCGCAAGCUGCGCAAUGACCGCCGCGAAAAUCGCUGGGCGGAUAAAGCGUACAAAAAGCGCGCGCUAGGAAACAUCUACAAGACGUCACCAACUGGUGGCUCAUCGCACGCCAAAGGCAUCGUCCUCGAGAAGGUCGGUGUCGAGGCCAAGCAACCCAACUCUGCUAUCCGCAAAUGUGUCCGGGUGCAACUGAUUAAGAACGGAAAGAAGGUGACAGCCUUUGUCCCGGCCAAGGGUGAUAUUCCUGGAGUACGGUUCAAGGUCGUCAAGGUCUCUGGCGUGGGUCUGCUUGCUCUCUGGAAGGAGAAGAAGGAGAAGCCCAGGUCAUAA